This is a messenger RNA of Procambarus clarkii (red swamp crayfish), 2175 nucleotides long. Its product is annotated as protein FAM185A. Lineage: Eukaryota; Metazoa; Arthropoda; Malacostraca; Decapoda; Cambaridae. The record is from RefSeq and is a predicted model, not a curated record.
UACGACUUGACCAGUCCCCGGGGAGGAUGUGUACGAAAGGUCCGUGACCAGUCCCCAGCAGGACACGGGCCCCUGACAGCCAGCUGGCCACCUGUGGCCUUUACUGCUGCCUCCGCCACGCUUGUGUGGCCUCUUGUGUCGGCGUGGCUCCUCUAUACACAACAUCCCACAGCUCUAGUGGGCCUAGGCCCACACAGUCAGUCCAGCUUCCCACAGGGGACCGUAGGCCUACAUAAGUCCAGCCUCCCACAGGGGCCCAUAGGCCUACAUAAGUCCAGCCUCCCACAGGGGCCCAUAGGCCUACAUAAGUCCAGCCUCCCACAGGGGCCCAUAGGCCUACAUAAGUCCAGCCUCCCACAGGGGCCCAUAGGUCUACAUAAGAAGUCCAGCCUCCCAUAGGUCUACAUAAGAAGUCCAGCCUCCCAUAGGCCUACCCUACCAGCCAGGAAGAUGAGUCCUGCGGGCGUGUUGCGGUGUAUGAGGGCGGCCACAAGCUGGCCUAGGCAGAGUACCUUCCUCACAGGGAACCUCAACAUACCAGGAGCCUGUUGGGCACAGCUGGGAGACCUGAGCCGCUGGGUUAAGCACAGAAGUCUCUUCAAUCAUGCCGUUAAAGAUUACGUUAGACUUAAAUACAAGGACCUUAAGGUCAAUUCCGGAUUUGGUGUUCUCCAGGCAAGAGGAACUGUGGAUUUUCUUAUAAAACCUACAAGUGUACAGGAGUAUCCUGAUGCAGAUCGAGCAUUUAUUAGCAUCUAUGGACUACCUACUGUCUCGUGUGAUGACAUUAAUAUUGAACUAACAGGAGAACUGAAAGACACACUCACAGUUACAGCAUCUCCACAGUCGCCAAAGAUGUUCUGUGAAGUACAAAUUCCAAUUAAAUAUGAUCUGGAUGUUAACUUGUUUCACCAGGCCAGUGUUCAGAUCCUGGGGAUAGAGGCUGAUGAAGUACAUUUGUCUACUGAAGAGGGUGAAGUGAACACUUGCGGGCUUAAAAGUCACAACAUUCAUAUUAACACUGAGCACGGCAACAUUACCUCUGAAGGGGCUAUACAAGGCAACCUUUUCAUCAAGGCAAAAAAAACACACAUUAAGGCCAAAAGACUACAAGGACUCAUGUUAAAUAUAGAAGCAGAGGAGUUAAGCACUGCAAUAGAGUCUUCAUAUAUGAACGAGGGUCAAAUAUCAGCUAAACAGGGAGAUGUCAUUAUCAACAGUCUUCAUGGCUUUACAGAUUUUUUAAUCAAAGAAGGGCGAAUUUCUGUCACUGGGUUUCACGGACAACUUUCAUGUUUUGUCGGAUCGGGCGAAGUCGAUAUUCAAGUCACUGACGUCACUGCAAAUUCCACACUUCACAUAAAUGAGGGAAGCUUGGUGCUGUCAGUUCUUGAGAAUCCCAGGCACGACCUAGACGUGACUGCCCAGUCCUUGGAUAUCAGCAAGGAGAUAAGUUCAGCUGGCAUUUUAUCUAACAACAAUCAGACUUUCAACUUGAUAAGAAAAGACAACUCUGAAGCAAGCACACUAAAAGCAACGGUAUUAAAUGGUUCAGCAAAAGUAAAAUGCCAAGACUGGUUUUCAUCACUAGGGAUAAGAGUGGACACGUGAUAGCUAUGGAAAUAAUGGGCAGACAUCAAAUAUAGGUGACGUGAGGAGGUGAUUGCGCUGAGGAAGGCAGUUCACCUUGGGCAGUCCAGAACUCCCGACUUGGUCCUGUGAGAGGACAAAGUGGCCGCCGUCGGUAGUAGCAGUGUGUUAACUGCUGGAUGUAUGUAAUGUUGUAUGGACUGACGUACCCAGGAUUUGGCAAAGAGGCCAAAUCUCGGGUACAGCUAAUGUGUUGUUAGAGACUUCUGCCAGGGUGUUAGCUACCCCUGUACGUGACUAUUUGAGACCCUUGUCAGCUUGUUGCUGAAGCGCUCUGCGAGUGUUUCUGGAGAGCGGGUGUGGGGUAUUGGGACAUCGUGAGGAUACGAUGUGUUGACUGGCCUAUGUUGAAGGUGAACUCGCCGGUGAUUGCCAUUGAACGUGGACGACGUAUAUGUGAAGAUAGUGGACUCACUGAGACUUGAUGAACACUGCAGAUCUAUUGAGUGUCCUGAGUGAAAGCGACAUAGUGUAAAUAUGUGUAGUUAUACUUGGAUAUACAAUAUAUAUUGUUGAAGGUGAUAA